Molecule: messenger RNA, 393 nt
Organism: Kluyveromyces lactis
Lineage: Eukaryota; Fungi; Ascomycota; Saccharomycetes; Saccharomycetales; Saccharomycetaceae
Product: ribonuclease H2 subunit C family protein
Exons: 1
Coding region: 1-393 (130 amino acids)
Biological process (GO): RNA catabolic process
Cellular component (GO): ribonuclease H2 complex
Source: RefSeq, a predicted model, not a curated record
AUGGAAACAACUGCCACAUUUUUACCAAAAUCUGUUCAAAAACAAUGCCAGGCACAUCUAGUACCAUGUAAAAUCAGGUAUACUGGACAAACCGAUGAGCUUGAAGAACAAUUUAUUAUGGAUAAACAAGUUAUCAGUCCAUUGCAUGAAAAUAGGAACGUAACGUAUAUCAGAGGAAGGAAAGUGAUUGGAGAACAAGUGGUGUUCGAUGACAGGACGACAUACAUUAUGAGUACGCGUGAAGAUGAUAGCGGAAAUCUACUAAUCGAACCAACGUAUAAAGUAACUGAAAUAUUUAACUACGAAAGAGAAGGUAACGAAGAACGGUUAACAGAUGAAAUAUCCAAAUUCAUAGAAUGCAGGGAACUAGAUUCUCUGAUACAUGAAGGGUGA